This is a messenger RNA of Symbiodinium pilosum, 597 nucleotides long. NCBI's taxonomy places the organism in Eukaryota, Dinophyceae, Suessiales, Symbiodiniaceae. The record is from the annotation of a GenBank genome assembly.
AUGGACAGCAGAAGCGUGGUGCCGCUGAAGGAUCGGGAUCGUGUCCUGUAUCUGCUCUCCUGGUUGGCCCAGCGGUGUGAAGUACCCGGCUUACCACCGGUACAGGAGGAGCCAGUGGCCUAUGCCCUGCUGGUGUUGGAGAAGCCAGUCAUGUGUCCCAUGGGGAGUCUGGUGAUUGGGUCCAAGCUGGACUUCGACAUCCACAGUCCCAAUUGCCGCAUGGCCUUCUUCGGGAAAGUCCUGAGCAUCGUGGAUCCCAAGGACCUGAAGUCCCUUCGGCUCGUUAAGAUGAAGCAGAAGGUAGGCCUUAUGGACCGCGUGGACAAGCAGGACCCUUCCCUGGUCAUUUGCAAGGAUAUGUUCAAAGCUGACUCUGACAUCCAGAGCUUUACCGGCCUCAAGGUGCUUCAUGAGCAGUCUGGCAUGGAAGGCGUGUUGGAGGGAAGCUUUGGGCAAGAUGGCCGCAUCAAAGUUCGUUUCAAGGAGGAGAUUGCAUCCCUGAAGCUGGAUGCAAAGGGCAAUGUCAAAGGAACUGAGCGGAUUUCCCUCUUCUUCAAGAAGUUCGACUUCGAGAAAUCUGACGCCAUCAUCCAGUAG